Molecule: messenger RNA, 897 nt
Organism: Tripterygium wilfordii
Lineage: Eukaryota; Viridiplantae; Streptophyta; Magnoliopsida; Celastrales; Celastraceae
Product: protein FAR1-RELATED SEQUENCE 5-like
Exons: 3
Coding region: 1-897 (298 amino acids)
Biological process (GO): regulation of DNA-templated transcription
Source: RefSeq, a predicted model, not a curated record
AUGGAAAGCCUAAAAUUGGGAUGGAGUUUUGUCAAUUUAGCAGAAGCUUGGGACUUUUGGAAGAAGUAUGGGAAAUCUGUGGGGUUUGGAGUGCGAAAGGAUUACAUCAAUCAAAGCAAAAAGGAUGGAGUGUGUACUAGUGCAGUUUUUGUUUGUUGUAAAGAAGGUAAAAGACAGGAGGACAAACGGAGGAUUGGUAGCAUUCAUCGUUGGGAAACAAGAUCACAAUGCCAUGUAAAGGUGAACAUAGCUUUGGACAGAGGGAGUCAUAAAUACAAGAUCAAAAAUUUUGUUGAGGAACACAAUCAUGAACUUGAGCCUCCAGAGACUUGUCAUAUGAUAAGAUCCUACAAAGAAGUGAGUGCAUCUUAUGGUUUGGCAAUUGAGUUGGCUAGCGAUUCCGAACUCACUCCUAGAGCAACCCAUGAAUUAUUAUGUAAAGAAGCAGAGGGGAGGGCAAAACUUGGGUUCAUCAUGGAAGAUCAAAGGAGUUAUUUGCGAUCAAACAGAGAAAAAAAAUAUGGAAUAUGUGAUAAAUUAGUCACUAAUAUAUUUUGGUCUGAUUCGAGAAUGAUUGUUGAUUAUGUUUACUUUGGGGAUGUACUCACCUUUGACACUACGUAUGGCACCAACAAAGAGUUAAGACCGUUGGGUGCAUUUGUUGGUCUUAACCAUCACAGGCAAAUGGUGAUUUUUGGUGGUGCUCUUAUGUAUGAUGAAACUAUUGAUUCAUUUGCAUGGUUAUUUGAAACUUUCUUGAAGGCUCAUGGUGGUAAGAGAGAGUGUGACCUGAUACAAGACAUGGGUUAUGCAUUUGGCAUUUGGCAUUUAAAUCAAAAUGGAAUCAAGCAUUUGGGUUGGCGAAUGAAAGAAGGUUCUACAUUUUUGACUAACUGA